Messenger RNA from Colletotrichum navitas, 1390 nucleotides. RefSeq lists its product as uncharacterized. The coding region runs from base 116 to 1303 and encodes 395 amino acids. The record is from RefSeq and is a predicted model, not a curated record. Gene Ontology annotation, molecular function: oxidoreductase activity. Lineage: Eukaryota; Fungi; Ascomycota; Sordariomycetes; Glomerellales; Glomerellaceae. The transcript is spliced from 3 exons.
AAGAAGACUCUCCUACGGUUGCACCAGAUCCAUCAAUAAUAACAUCCGCUUUACACCAAAACCAUACCGACCGCCCUAAUACAUACCGAAUUUUCGUGAACACUUGUAUUUUACAAUGUCUCCUGGCGUGCUCGCUAUGGAGCCUAACUUCACAAUCACUCCAGUGGCGAAGACGGCUGAGGAGAAAUACAACUUUGGUGCCAUUAUUGAGGAUGUGAACCUCGAUGAUAUCAGUGAUUCGGGCGUUCAAGCACUAUCAGAUGCCAUUUGGACGCACAAGGUCAUUAUCGUCAAGGGCCAGAAGCACAUACACCCAAGCAAGCAGUGGGAGCUUGUUACCCGUUUCGACCCAGAAGCGCCAUUGGUGCACUCCCAUGGCGACCUGGCAACCUUCAACGCGAAGGGUGGUCUUUUGUCGAAAAGCCGCGAUGUGGCAGCGAUUCCAGGGGUUGAAAAUGUCCGACUCAUCGGUAAAGGGUACCAAGGGGAAAACCACUAUGGCCUGCUCAACAAGACCAUCAAGAAGCCGCUCUCGCACGACUGGCACGAUAAGGAACUCCCGGACGACGAGUUUGCCUCCGGCCAUACCCGCUUCCAGCGGUGGCAUAUCGACGCGCCGCUGUAUGGGCGCGACCCAGCGUGGUUCACGACGCUGCGCUGCAUCAAACGUCCCACGUCGCCCGAUGUCACGAUUCAUUGGGACGACGGAAGCGGAUAUACCAUGAAAUCGGAGCCCGGACUGACUGCCUUUAUAAGCUGCACUCAGAUGUACGACCUCAUGACCGAGGAGGAAAAGCAAAUAGCGGACCACUCGUGGAUAGAGUAUGCGCCUCACCCCUACAUGUGGAUGGGCAAAUGCAGAGCCAAUGCCAAUGGUCUCGGCGUGGUCAGCCAAGGGAAGGAGUUGACGCUCGAGGAGCUGGGUGCUUAUGAAGAGGCUUCUAUCAAGAGGUAUCCAAUGGUCUGGGUGAACCCGGUCACGGGCGAAAAGGCCUUCAUGGUGCAUGGGAUAUGCGCUCGGAGGAUGUUUAUGCGGUCGAACGCGGACGAGAAGCCUGAAGUCGUUGAUGACGUUGUUCGGAUCCGGGAGUGGCUCCGACCAAUCCAAGAACGGGUGCUCAAGCCCGAGUACAUCAUGUUACCGAAGGUCGAGGAGGGAGACAUCGUCAUGUGGGCGAACUAUCAGAUGUUCCACACAGCGGUGGACUAUCCCGAUCACUUUGGACCGCGGACGAUGCACCAGGCAAACAUUGGGGCGAGUUCAGGGCCCGUGGGUCCGGUUUCUCUGCCGUUAGUUGUAUGAGAGAGACGUGGUCGACUGUUGGUAAAGCGAGAGAUCAAAGAUACUGGGUAUGGCGGGACAGUGCUACGUUGAGUAAGCUGGCGAGAU